AUAUACUACAGGCUUAACGACUAAGUUUCAUUGUUACUUUGCUCUCAUGUGACAUAGAUGAUUUUAUCUUUGCUACAAAGCAUUUAUCUGAAGCCGUGUUUAUAGACAAAUGUAGAUUAUGCCACAUCAUGUUCGGGCGAAUGUUUACUGUGUGAAUCGUGAGUGCGGGUUAAAUAAUACAAUUUAUAGAACUUCAUCACUUAAACUUAUAAACAAUAUGUGAUUUAUAAUAUAUAAAUAAUAGUUAAAAUAACAAUUAAUAGUUGUGAGAAUCCUCGAAAAUUAAAUGAAAAUGAAUUUAGUACUGGCUUUAAAAUUUUAUAUUACACAAAUGACGGAAGAAAGUGGGCCUGGUAUGAAAGUUCUUUUGAUGGAUAAGGAGACGACAAGCAUAGUCAGCUUAUUAUACAGCAAAUCAGAAAUAUUUAUGAAAGAGGUUUAUCUGUUUGAGAGAAUUGACACAAAUAUUCGGAACGAAGCCUUAAAGCAUUUGAAGUGUAUAGUUUUCAUUAGACCAACGAAGGAAAAUAUUGAGAUUCUUUGCGAUGAAUUGCGAAGUCCAAAGUACGGUACAUAUUAUAUUUAUUUCAGUAAUAUUAUCGCAAAAGCAGAUAUUAAACUAUUAGCUGAAAACGAUGAACAAGAAGUAGUGAAAGAAGUUCAUGAAUAUUAUGCAGACUAUUUAGCUGUUAACCCGCAUUUAUUUUCACUUGGAAUCAAAUCGUGCUCCGAAGGUUUAUUAUGGAAUCCAGUACACUUACAUCGAACACAUCUAGGCAUAAUUUCAGUUUUAUUAUCAAUUAAGAAAUGUCCUUACAUACGUUAUCAAAGUAGUUCUGAAAUGGCAAAGAGAUUGGCAGAAAAAAUACGUGAAACAUUAAAUAAAGAAUCAAAUUCGUUCGAAUUCAGGCAGGAGUCAAACCCAGUUUUACUUAUACUCGAUAGAAGAGACGAUCCCAUUACUCCUUUAUUAAAUCAAUGGACUUAUCAGGCAAUGGUCCAUGAAUUACUAACUAUUAAUAAUAAUCGUGUUAAUUUAUCACAUGUAAAAGGUAUUUCAAAGGAAUUAAAAGAUGUUGUUCUUGACGCGGAACAUGAUGAAUUUUAUGCAAAUAACUUAUAUCACAACUUCGGUGAAAUUGGACAAACGAUAAAAGAAUUGAUGGAUGAAUUUCAAAAAAAGGCUAAAAAUCACCAGAAAGUAGAAAGUAUUGCUGAUAUGAAAAAUUUUGUAGAAGCUUAUCCUUUAUUUAAGAAGCUUUCUGGAACUGUAUCCAAACAUGUAACAUUAGUUGGAGAACUUUCCUCGCUUAUAGAAAAUCAUAACUUGUUACAAGUAUCAGAAUUGGAACAAGAGCUUAGUUGUCAAAAUGAUCAUUCUAUGCAGCUGCAGAGAAUAAGAGAACUUAUUAAUAAUUACCAAAUUCGAGAAAUUGAUAGCGUUAGAUUGGUAAUGUUGUACGCACUUCAUUAUGAAAAACACACAAACAAUGAUAUUAGCGGUUUAUUGAAUGUAUUAAAAAGUAAAGGGAUUUCUGAAAAAUAUGUGAAGCAUGUUCAUAACAUAUUGCAAUACAGUGGAAUUAACACAAGGCAAAAUAAUCUAUUUGAUCGUGAAUCGGUAGCGAAGAUAACUAAAAAGCUAUUCAAAGGCUUAAGUGGAAUAGAUAACAUAUAUACUCAACACACACCUCUACUGAAUGAAACAAUUGAAGAUUUAAUAAAGGGAAAGUUAAGUCCACAAAUGUUUCCAUAUCUUGGAAAUACAAUAAUAUCUAAAAGGCCGCAAGAUAUAAUUAUUUUCAUGGUUGGAGGAACAACUUAUGAAGAAAGCUUAACUGUCUAUAAUUUAAAUAAACAAAAUCCUGGAGUAAAAAUUAUUUUAGGAGGUACUACUAUCCACAAUUCUCAAAGCUUUUUAGAAGAAAUUCAACAUGCUACAUCGGGUACCUUUUCAAAAUAUAGAAAUAAUAAUAAGUAAAAUUAUAAUAUAAUUUAUAAUAUAUUGUUAGUAUAUUAUACUUUAAGUUCAUAUUUUUAUCUAAAUAUUUAUAUUUACAAUUGUGAGUAGUUGGCAUAUUGUAAAUUAUUUUUUUCAAGAAAUAAAGUUUUGGUGGUAAUAAUUUUAAAGAAAA
This is a messenger RNA of Hylaeus anthracinus, 2135 nucleotides long. RefSeq names its product vacuolar protein sorting-associated protein 45 (gene Vps45). The coding region runs from base 287 to 1981 and encodes 564 amino acids. The transcript has 8 exons. The record is from RefSeq and is a predicted model, not a curated record. Gene Ontology annotation, cellular component: Golgi membrane. Lineage: Eukaryota; Metazoa; Arthropoda; Insecta; Hymenoptera; Colletidae. Gene Ontology annotation, biological process: vesicle-mediated transport; intracellular protein transport.